AUGGCACCCUCAUCGGUUGACCAAACAACCCAAUCGCAGCCUGCUCUUACUACAUCCGAGAAGAUCAAAGGUCUUUACCCAAAGGAGGUGUACGAGAACUGGUUCAAGUGCUACGGCAAUCCGGAUGCCCACCGCCAAGAAGAACUCUCACAUCAAACACAUCUUCUCACACUCACCGAGCAAGACAUGGCAACAAUCAAGUCCAUAACGAAGGAGACCGGACGCACUAUGAUGAAGUCAGAUGCCCAACAUCAGAAGAUGGAAGAAUAUUGGACCAAGACCCAGGAGCUCGCAAACGAAUCUGGAUUUGAUGGAGCAGAGCAUGUGCGAGGAGUUUAUCGGCUUUAUCAGGCCGCGGUCAAUGAUCACCGCUACAAGUCGUCAAGUUAUUUUUCAAGUGUUCGAGCUCUGCGACGUACACAAAAGGAGCUUGAUCGAUACAAGCAAAAGAUCGACGAGAUCAACGAGGGGAGAAGACAACUGAAGGUUUUCGGAAAGCACUACCUGGGUCGUGACGAUUGA
Molecule: messenger RNA, 522 nt
Organism: Aureobasidium pullulans EXF-150
Lineage: Eukaryota; Fungi; Ascomycota; Dothideomycetes; Dothideales; Saccotheciaceae
Exons: 1
Coding region: 1-522 (173 amino acids)
Source: RefSeq, a predicted model, not a curated record